UAUUAUUGUACAAACAAACACAACACAUCAAAGUUACUUUGUAUUUAAUAACUUUGGGAAAUAAUUAAUUUAUUCAAUAAGUCAGCUUGUGUUCUACAUAUAUAAAAACGUAUAGUUACGUCUAUAUCCCUUGCGGGGAAGACAGAGCAUUGAAAAACAGUCUUGAAAAGGCUGAAAGGCCACGUUCAGCUGUAUGGCUUUAUGAUGGAAUUAAGACUCAAAUAGAGACAGGUUGCUAGGCGAUCGCCUACAAGUGGAAUCCCAAGUUUAUAAGCCUAUCCCUUUGUCGUCUUUUACGACAUCCAUGGGUAAGACAUGCAGUGGUUCUACUCUAUAGUGCCGGAAACCACAAUUAUACUCUAACCCAUCCAUUUUGUGUUAUAAAUAAUUUCAUUGACUACAGAAAGUUGUAACAUGUCUCUCACUAGAAGUAGGCAUGCUCAUUUGAAAAUAAACACAUGUCGCAUCUGUCUGGAAGCUAAUUUAUCAGACAGCAUUAUUUUAAAAUGCGGUGAUAUGUGGUUGGAAUUAUAUGAGUACUGCUUUGGGCUAACGAUUGAUGAAAAUGAUGUGCCGAAAAUACUUUGUAUGGCAUGUGCUCAGCACGUGAAGGACUUUUCAAACUUCAAAAGGAAGUGUCAUCAUUCCAACAAACUGUGGAGGUCUAUUAUAGCAACUGAUGUGAAAUGUUACUCGGAAAAUUAUAAAGCAAAAGUAGAUAUUGACUUAUCUUUGGUAAAACACGAGAAUGUUGAUUCAACCCAAUCUUUAUCGGAAUCUAUUGAUAUUGACGUGAAGACAGAAUAUAUUUCAUCUAUCUCUGUAAAUAACAAUGAGGAAGAUUUUAUAAGUGGUAAUGAAUGUGACGGAUCUUUAGAAUAUGAUAUAGAUUAUACAACUAAAAAAAAAGUUAAGAAAACACGAAAAAAAGCAUCAGGUAAAAUUAAAAAACCUAAAAAACAAAAUGGAGUGAAACCUAACAAGCCAGCUAAAAAACUAAAUGGAGUGGUUGAUACCACCCAACCUUGUUGUUUAUGCGACUUUGUUUCUUCUGACACAGAAACCAUAAAGGAUCAUUUGGAGGAGCACAGGAUAAAAAAUGAUCUUGCGUGUAAACUUUGCGACCACAAAGGCAGAGAUUUCGCUGAUGCCGUCAGUCAUAGAUUUCACCACAUCCCCAGGGCGUGUAGACUGCACAUAAUCUGUCAUAUUUGUGACACGAGACAGUUGUCCGUCAAAUCGUUACAGUUUCACUAUCGUUCCGUACAUUUGGACAAAGACGGCGGUGUUUGCCAUGUGUGCGGUAAAACGUUUAACAAAUACAAAACCUGGUGGGAACACGAACGGUUACACAAUGAGAAUGUGAAGAAAUAUAUAUGCGAUCAUUGUGGGAAGACGUAUCUCUACCGCUCUCAAAUCGAGGAACACCUUUCAAAUUUGUCCGACGUAAAGGAAUUUAUAUGUGACAGCUGCGGCUGCGCCUUCAAGCGAUAUAGUUAUUUAAAAGUGCACAUAUCGACUGUACACGAAAACUCCGGCGUGAAAUGCGACCACUGCGGCAAGACGUUCAAAAACGACUACAGACUGCGACACCAUCUCAAAAUGUUGACAAGAAAGAAGGAAUAUUUCUGCAAAGUCUGUUCCAAAGGGUUCGUUCAUCCUGGCGCAUUAAAAAAACACGAGUUUUGGCACACUGAUGAAAGACCGUGCCCUUGUGAAAUAUGCGGGCAGGCGUUCAAAAAGCCCGGUGAACUUAGAGUGCACUAUAUGAGGCACAGAGGAAUAUUUAAAUUCAAAUGUAACGUUUGUUCUAAAGCGUUUGUGACCAGUACGCAGUUGAAACGUCACGCGGCCGUACAUACGGGCGUGCGCAGCCACAGAUGUACGGCGUGUGAUAGAAGCUUUCAUGGCAGGAAAUUGCUCGUCGCACAUUGUUUGAGCAAACAUAAUAUUGUAUUGGAUUUUAGCAAGGAAAAUGUUAAUAAUAUUGAGUAAAUAAAUUUUUUUACAUGCACAGAGAAAUUGCAUUUCAUUUUUCACCAAAAAGGUUACAAAAUCGAGGUUUGUCAUGCAAGGGUUUAGAAGUGAAAUAACACAUACCAUUAAUUUAUUUAUUAAUUAAUUUGUAGUGGGCACUUAGAGUUGAGUAAGUAGGUACAGAGACGGUGCUGCUUGCUUAUUUUUUAUUUUAGAAAAAGGGGUAAUACUCUUUAAAAUACAAUGGCUUGUAUUUUGAACUUUUCCCAAAAGCCCAAAACGUUGAUUGCACAUACAUCCAUAAAACUAAAUAAAGUGUACAUCGGUUGAGUAAUUUUAAAAUAACUUUUUUUAUUGUAGUCUUUUCUAAGAUAAAAGAUUUUAAAAGAUUUGAGACUCCUGCCAAUUUUUUUAUUG
Molecule: messenger RNA, 2394 nt
Organism: Amyelois transitella
Lineage: Eukaryota; Metazoa; Arthropoda; Insecta; Lepidoptera; Pyralidae
Product: zinc finger protein 729
Exons: 7
Coding region: 415-1995 (526 amino acids)
Biological process (GO): regulation of transcription by RNA polymerase II
Cellular component (GO): nucleus
Molecular function (GO): RNA polymerase II cis-regulatory region sequence-specific DNA binding; zinc ion binding; DNA-binding transcription activator activity, RNA polymerase II-specific
Source: RefSeq, a predicted model, not a curated record